Akanthomyces muscarius is the source of this 1422-nucleotide messenger RNA. RefSeq lists its product as uncharacterized. The transcript has a single exon. Bases 1 to 1422 code for a protein of 473 amino acids. Gene Ontology annotation, biological process: carbohydrate derivative metabolic process. Gene Ontology annotation, molecular function: carbohydrate derivative binding. Lineage: Eukaryota; Fungi; Ascomycota; Sordariomycetes; Hypocreales; Cordycipitaceae. The record is from RefSeq and is a predicted model, not a curated record.
AUGGGAGAGACGAGAAAGGUCGAGCACCGCCCUAUACAGACCAGUGCUGUCAUUGUUCUCAACGGCUCACAGCGCCCAAUCACCCGGCCUCCGUCACCGCCGACUCCGUCCGUGAUUCCCGCCGAUAGCACGGUACCAUGCCAGGAACCACCCGAGGCUUUUCAGCUAGCAGGACAGCACAACCAAUAUAGACCAAAUACACCAUAUACAGCAUCACAGAGCCCUCAGAAUUCAGGACAAUAUGUGCCGCCAGAAGACGAGCGGAAAAAGGAGGUGCGCUUGCGCGACGGCCUGCAUGUGAUGAACACAGAAGCGCUCGCGCUCGCCAACCUAGCGCAGCUGUACGAGACGGACGCAUUUGCACGGAACGGAUUUCACAAGGCCGUGGAAGCCAUCACGCGGCAAGCUGUGACCAAGAGCAAGCUGGUCAUUAUCGGCGUCGGCAAGUCGGGCCUGAUUGGCAAGAAGCUCGUCGCGACGUUUCAGAGCCUGGCCGUCCGCACCGUCUUUCUGCACCCGACCGAGGCCCUCCACGGCGACCUGGGCAUCGUCGGCCCCGACGACACGCUCCUCUUCAUCACCUACUCGGGCUCGACGCAGGAGCUGCUGGCCGUGCUCCCGCACCUGGACGAAUCGCUGCCGACGAUCCUCAUGACAUCGCACACGCGGCCCGAUGCGUGCGAGUUCAUCAAGCGCCGGCCCGGCACCAUUCUCCUGCCGGCGCCCGUCCACGAGCCGGAGCGGACGUCGUUCGGGGUGUCCGCGCCGACGACGUCCACCACGGCCGCCCUCGCCCUCGGUGACGCGCUGGCCAUGACGGCCGCGCACGAGCUGCACCCCGACCUCGCCGGCGCCUUUGCCAAGAACCACCCCGGCGGCGCCAUCGGCGUCGCAGCGGCAGCAGCGUCGGCGUCGGCCAAAAAGGUCUUUGUCCGCCCGCCGCAGGCCGUCACCCUCCGCCAGAUUGCCGUCGGCUGGGACAACGUCCAUGACGCCAGCCACCUGCGCGCCGAAAGCCCGGCGGCAAGCCUGCUCCGCGCCGGCUAUGCCUCCAAGUACGGCUGGGUGCGCGUCGGCGAGGAUGUGGCCUGCCCGAGCCAGCUGCGCGGCCUGCGCGAGGACCAACUCCUGCAGCCGCUCGGCGUCCUGCGCGGCGGCGGCUUGCUGGUGUCGUGCCACGACCUGCUGGCCAUGUCGGCCGAGACGACGGUGCGGCAGGCGCGCGAUAUUCUGCGCGGGACGACCCGCAGCGACAGCGAUGACGAGGGCGGCGUCGCUGGAGAUGUGGUCGUGGCUAGCAGCAGCAACCUCGCAGGGCUGGGUGACGACAGCCCGCCCGGCGCGUCGGUGAUUGCGGUGACGGAGAACGGGCGCAUCUGCGGUGUGCUCGAAGUGGCACAGGUGCUGGAACACCAGGAGUAG